Molecule: messenger RNA, 1032 nt
Organism: Acanthocheilonema viteae
Lineage: Eukaryota; Metazoa; Nematoda; Chromadorea; Rhabditida; Onchocercidae
Source: the annotation of a GenBank genome assembly
AUGUUUUUGAGCGAUACUGAGAAGGAUCCAAUGCUUGUGUAUCCGUUGGAAUUGCAUGGUUCAUGGAAGGAUUCAUUAGCUCCUUCCAAAGUUCAAGAUGUCUUUCAUACAUUAAAAGUUGUAUUCACGAUGACACGGGCGCUACAUUACGUAUUCAAAAUUGCCAAUCGGAAAAUGAGUCGUGAUUUUUUUAUCAAUGUUCUAAAAAUGAAGGUUCUACGACAUGAAGAAUUUAAGGAAGGUUGCAAAGCUACAUGUAAUGGACCAUAUAAUGGUAGAUGGAGUAAAACGAUGGUUGGUUAUGGGAGUGAAAAUGAUCAUUUUGUACUAGAAUUAACGUAUAACUAUCCAAUCAGUUCAUAUAAGUUGGGUAAUGAUUUUGGAGGAAUCUGCAUUCGAUCAACUGAUGUAUUUGAAAGCUGCAAAAAUUACGAGAAAGCUGUCAUUAUGGUGAAUGGAGAACUGGAAGUAGAGGAUCCUGAUGGACAUAAAUUUUAUAUAUCGUCACAUGGUCCUGAAUCGGCUGUCGCAGAUCCAAUUUAUAAAGUGAAAUUAAAUACACCUGAUUUGGAACAAACCUUAAAUUAUUGGAUUGAAUUGCUGAAUUUCACCAAGAUCAAAAAGAACGAAAACUGCUUCAUUGUAUCAACUGGUGAAAAAGAAAAGGUGGAAUGGAAUUUCAUUAACGCUAGAAUUGAUCGUCGUACCGGUUUUGGUAGGAUAGCUUUCUCUGUUCCAGUGAAAGAGUUAGAACCAAUACAAAAAAAGAUGGAGGAAACGAAGCAGAAAAUUUUAACUCCUUUAGUAAAAUUGGAUACUCCCGAUAAAGCAGCUGUUGAAGUUGUCAUUCUUGCUGAUCCAAACGACCAUGAGAUAUGUUUUGUUGGUGAUGAAGCUUUCCGAGAAUUAUCGCGAAUUGAUCUGAAUGCAGAUAUAAAACUGCUGAGGGCAAUCGACGAUGAUAAAAGUGGAGAAUACAAAAUACCUUUAAUCUUGCUGAAAUGUUUAGCAAAAAAUAACAGUGCUGAAUAA